Molecule: messenger RNA, 417 nt
Organism: Racocetra persica
Lineage: Eukaryota; Fungi; Glomeromycota; Glomeromycetes; Diversisporales; Gigasporaceae
Source: the annotation of a GenBank genome assembly
AUGAACAGAUAUAAACCACAAAUGCUUGCUAAUAAAAUGACACAGUAUCAUGAUCAAAAAGAGGCACCUGAGCUUGCAUUUAUUAGCAAACGAUUACAUUCUAUUGUAGUUAAUUCAACAAGUAUUGAAUAUUUGUUCAGUGAUAUAGGAUUUAUUUAUUCAAAAUAUCGACAAGUACAUUUGCAAAGAGAUAAUUUACAGCCUAUUAAUAUGAAUACAAAUAAUAAAGUAUCAACUAAUAUGGAAAAUGAAGUAUCAGUUAAUAUAGAGUCUAAUAUUAAUAAAAUAGUUGAAGAGAUUGAUAAUACUGAUAAAGAAGUAGAAUCUGAUCUUAUUUUAAAAUUAGAUGGUGAAGUAUAUGAAACAGAUUAUGACUUAGAUAAUAUCGAAGCAUUAUAUCUAGCAGAUAAUCCUUAG